Messenger RNA from Gaeumannomyces tritici R3-111a-1, 2765 nucleotides. RefSeq lists its product as hypothetical. The record is from RefSeq and is a predicted model, not a curated record. Gene Ontology annotation, biological process: rRNA processing. Bases 55 to 2472 code for a protein of 805 amino acids. Gene Ontology annotation, cellular component: nucleus. Lineage: Eukaryota; Fungi; Ascomycota; Sordariomycetes; Magnaporthales; Magnaporthaceae. The transcript is spliced from 2 exons.
CUCUCAACACCAAAGGCUCUUACCAAUCAAUCAAAGGGAGCAAUAUACGUCAAUAUGGCUCUCGCAACCCCCGAUCUUCGGGUAGUCUGCCGAAAACUCGUGUCGACUCCCGCAGACGAUCUCCUCAGGGUGUGCCCAAGCCUGGUGAACCAUGUCCUUCGCUGCGGCCGUUCACUGUCUGCACCAACCGAGGCGCGGCCCAAGGACGGCGGAAAUGAGGCCGCCAUGCUUGUCCACAAGCUCAAAACUCACAUCACCACUUUGCUGAACGGAAGGACUCCGGCCAGCCGCUUCGCCGGCAUGGUCCUGGUCAAGGCUGUGGUGGACGUCGGUGGUUGGGAGUGCUUGAGGACGGCCGAGCCGUGGGUUCGCGGACUGCUAUCCAUGCUCCAGAAACCUGACCCCAUGUCGUCAAAGGAACUUUGUGUUGUCACGCUGGUCAGGAUAUAUACUCUUCUCCACGAGUACCCAACCCUGAUCCGCGAGAUGGCGACGCCUACCCUUCCUACCUUUGCGACCGCGUGUCUCCAGCUCCUAAAGCCGCCGUCGUCCGCCAAAUCGCCCAAGGCGUCGGCGGGCUUGGCCGAAACGGUCAUCUGUGCACUUACCACCAUCGUGCCCUUGUUCCCCACCACCCUCCGCCCCUUUAAUGGGCAGAUCCGGGCAGCCGUCCGCUCGUAUGUGGCCCCGACCAUGUCGGACCCAGAGCUGGUGCCCCAAAGUCUAAGGGAGUGCUCCCGGCGUCUGAUGCUCGCCCUGCACCAUACGGCCCCGAAGAGCACUCACUCGGACGAGUGGGCGAGCCUCCUGACCGGCUGGCUCAAGGACUCGCACGCCACCGCCGAUCAGAUCUUCCGUGCCGUCCAAGAGUCAUGGGAGCCUCCUUCGGGCCACACAGCCCGGGACAUUCCAACCGACGACGAGCCCCAGGGAGGAGGAAAGCUGCCCAACGAGUUACCCCCCUGGGCGGGCGUGGACGCCGGAGCCCAGAGGCUCCGGGGCCUGCUCGAGGCCAUGUCGGACUGUGUCGGCACUUCCUCCAAGUCAUCUGUGCCUCUCCCAGUCGCCGGCCUGACCGACCUCGUCUCGAGGAUUCUUCUUGUCCUGCCUCCUCCUCCCGGAGUCGCCGAUCGGGAUCUCACAAUGCAGCUCAACCCCAGUAUCGGGCGUGAGGAGAGGGACGAGCUGUGGAGCGUCCUGCCACAACUGCACAUCGCAUCCCUCCAACUCGUGCGCAGUCUCGCGCAAAGACUCGGACGUAAUCUGCUGCCGCUAUCCUGGGAACUUCUCGACCAGGCCGUCCGCGUGCUCGCCACGUAUCCGCAGCUGACCGAGGCGCGCCAUGCAGUGUUUGCCCUGGUGCGGGAUCUCCUGCCCAUCUGUGGCCCGACCCUCCCCAGGAUAUCAGUCGACUCGCUCGCUCCCGCCCUCCACGCUUGCUGCCACGACCUGCUGGUCGCGUCCGGCUUCGCGCAGGACGAGGCCCAGGACAAGCAGGCCAAGGCAAAUGGCACCAAGACCGCCGGCGCGCAGGCGAACGCAGACCUCUUCCUGCCCAGCAAGAACACGACAUCCUCCUCCUCCUCCUCCUCCUCCACGGCCGCCACUGCAACUGCGGCAGGGCGGCGGCGGAGCCCCUCCGGGCCGGGCGCGGACCACCUCGCCGCGGCCGAGGCGCUGCUCGAGGCCGCCCUGUCGUGCCUGCCGCAGCAGCACCUCAAGAAGGCCGAGCGCGCGCUCCUCGACCGCACCGCCAUCCUGUGCCGCAGCAGGGCCGCCAUGCUUGCCGGCGUGCUGAACCCCUACGUAGACAGGAGCGGCCGCGCCUUUGCGAACACGUACCCGUUCCUGGCCCGCCAGUACCCGGGGGACGCGGGCGUGGAGCUGCUCCGGACGAACCUGCGCGCGAAGCCGCACCACUUCGGCAGCGUCGCCUUCGACGGCGUCCGUGGGGGCGGCGGCGGCGGCGGCGGCGAGGAGGGAGGGGAGGCCGAGAACGAUGCCGCCGACCGCGAACUCGGCGGCGACAGCAUCACGGCGAGAUCCACGCUGACCGUCUUCCGGAGCCAAGAUCUCGGCGGCGCUGCUGCUGCCGCCGCCGAAACGACAGACUCCGGCGCCGAAACAGCUGCCGUAGGCGGCUUCUCUCGCUACUUUGAGAGCGGCAAGAUGGAAGUGGACGGCGAGGCCUCGGAUCUCCCGAGCGCCCAGCCCGCCGACGAGGCGCCCUUCGUGCCCCUGGUGCUCAAGCGCAAGAGCGUCGACGAAGACGGGGACGAGCCGGCGGGUGCGCCCGCGAAGCGCCAGGACAAGGGGAAGUCGGCACCGGCGGCCGCGCCUUCGCCGCCGCCGCAGACAGGUGGUGAUGCAAGCGAUAGCGAUGACGAAAGCGUCCAUCUAGAGAUGGUUCUCGACGACGAUGAAGAGGAUGAGGACGAGGACGCGGACGCGGACGAUGACGAUCAGUGUUGAUAAGCGAUAUGCGGGAACCCAUUUGUUUCUCAACCGCAGUAUAUAUGUCUACAUAACACGCACAGUUGAUGUCCUGUUCUCGUGUUGGUCCAGUGUUCUAACCCAGAUCCGCGCCCCGUCAAAACCCGCGCAAAUGCCGUCGUCAAGCCGAUGCAGUCGACCUGGUAGAUCCAAGGAGAUCCAAGAAGAUCCAAGGACUAUGCCAUCCAACCCGCCAUUAGAAUAGAGCCUAUAAACACAUCACAAUUCAACAGUCCAAGCCCAGAUUUUCCUCUCCAAAAGCCGCCUUGCCA